Molecule: messenger RNA, 1603 nt
Organism: Sclerotinia trifoliorum
Lineage: Eukaryota; Fungi; Ascomycota; Leotiomycetes; Helotiales; Sclerotiniaceae
Source: the annotation of a GenBank genome assembly
AAACAGCUUCAAUACCGCUUCAAUUCCUCCUUCUUCAUCUAUACAAACAUUAAAAGAACACUUCACAUCAUAUAUUAAAAAUGGCCGUUGAAAGAAUCAGCUCAAUUGUUAAGCAUUUGUCUCCUGGUGCAUCAGGAUUGUCUGCAAUGUAAGUAAACAUUCCAGCCCCUUCAUCACCAAAUACAUACUUACAGAUGUGUCAACAGUACCUCUAAAAAUGCCGAUGAUAUUGUUAUCACACUUGCAGUUCGCACACCAUUAACAAAGGCUUACAAGGGAGGAUUUAAGGACACACAGCUCGAUUACCUUGUGUACUCUCUUCUCCAGAAAGUCCGGGAGAAGUCCAACCUCGAUCCAGCUCUCGUGGAAGACGUGUGCUGUGGAAAUGUAAGCAAGGAUUCCUCUCGUGCAAGGCAAAAGCUAACCGAUGGUAUUCAAUAGGUAAGCGAUGGCCAUGCCGCCUACAAAGUCCGUGCCGCUGUCUUAGCAGCAGGAUACCCCAACACCGUCGCCGCCUCCGUUGUUAACCGAUUCUGCUCCUCCGGUCUCAAAGCUACCCAAGAUAUCGCCAAUCAAAUUGCCGAGGGCAGCAUUGACAUUGGUAUUGCUUUGGGUGCAGAAAUGAUGUCCGUUGGAGGGGACAAACUCGAAGGUAGUUUCUCCCCUGAGGUACUUCAGUGCCAAGAAGCUGCGGACUGUAUGCAACCCAUGGGACAAACAUCAGAGAAUGUAGGAAAGGACUUCAAUGUUUCUCGUGAACAACAAGAUAGAUAUGCAGCGGAAAGUUUCAACCGUGCGGAGCUUGCUCAGAAAGCCGGAUGGUUCGAUGAUGAGAUUGUCCCAAUUGUUACAGAAGUUAAGGAUCCAAAGACUGGAGAAGUCAAGAAGGUUACUUUGGCUAGAGAUGAAGGUCCAAGAUAUGGAACUACUUUUGAAAGUUUGAACAAGAUCAGACCAGCUUUCCCGCAAUUUGGUGAUAAAUCAACUGGUGGAAACUCUAGUCAGGUCACUGAUGGUGGUACGUAACAUAGUCCGCAAUCCCUUGACAAGCAUAUAUACUUAUGUUAUCCUAUAGCCGCCGCCGUUCUCCUCAUGAAGCGUUCCCGCGCCAUCGAACUUGGUCAGCCAAUCCUCGCCAAGUUCGUCGGAGCCACCGUAGCAGGUCUCGCUCCACGAAUCAUGGGUAUCGGCCCAUCCAUUGCCAUCCCAAAACUCCUCAGCAAAUAUAACAUCACAAUUGACGAUUGCGACGUCAUCGAAGUCAACGAAGCAUUUGCUUCCAUGGCUGUAUACUGCAAAGAUGUCCUCAAGAUCCCUCACGAGAAAAUGAACAUUAGAGGUGGUGCUAUCGCACUUGGUCAUCCAUUAGGUGCAACUGGUGCUAGACAGAUUGUCACUGGAUUGAGUGAGUGUAGGAGACAAAAGAAGAAGAUUUUGUUGACUAGUAUGUGUAUUGGUACUGGACAGGGAAUGGCAGGUUUGUUUGUUAAUGAACAAUUGUAAAUUAUGAAGAGAUGGGAUGUUGAUAUUAAUGGCUAAGCUUUGAUGCAUUUGUAUGUAUGUAAUGUCAUGUUGACAGGGAUAAAAUUGAAUAUAUUUUAGA